AUGGAUCUGGACAUGAAGGUGUGGAAGCGAGUGUUCCAGGAAUUAAUUCAGGAGGUGAAGCCGUAUCACACAUGGCAACUCACACUUGACAAAGGCCUUCUUCCUAACAUCCUGAAGCCAGGGUGGGCACAAUACCAGCAGCAGACCUUUGCCCGGUUCCAGUGUUCCUUGUGCUCUCGAAACUGGGCCUCCGCCCAAGUUCAGGUCCUUUUCCACAUGCACUGGAGUGAGGGGGAAUCCAGGGGGCAGGUGAAGAUGAGAGUCUUUGCCCAGAGCUGUCAGAAGUGCUCCCAGCCUUCGUUUGAGGUUCCCGAGUUCACAGAAGAGAACAUCUCAAGGAUCCUGAACAACCUGGUGUUGCAAAUUCUGAAGAAAUGCUAUAGAGAAGGAAUUAAGUUCGUGAAGAGUCCUAUGAUUAAGGCCACUGCUCUCAAAGGGCCACAUAACCGUGACAACUGCGAGGCAUGUCUGCAGGGUGUUUGUGUCCAGAAUGACAUAGGUCUGGCCAUGCAGUCACCAAUAGCCCUGUCAUUUCCCACAAUAAGCUCGCCCACCCUUGGGAUCACCGCUGAAAUGCCUUCUCCCACGAGUGGAAGCACCAGAGGGGAAGCAGUGACGAAAAACAAGGUAUUACCCAGAUCGUGGUUUCCUGAGCCCACACCAGCUGAGAGCCUCCCUACUUCGUGGAGCCCAAGAACGAACACCAGCUUCCAGAGGGAG
This is a messenger RNA of Bubalus bubalis (water buffalo), 720 nucleotides long. It is a transcript of the gene RTP3, whose product is annotated as receptor transporter protein 3. The transcript has 2 exons. Gene Ontology annotation, molecular function: olfactory receptor binding. Gene Ontology annotation, cellular component: cytoplasm. Gene Ontology annotation, biological process: protein targeting to membrane; protein insertion into membrane; detection of chemical stimulus involved in sensory perception of bitter taste. NCBI's taxonomy places the organism in Eukaryota, Metazoa, Chordata, Mammalia, Artiodactyla, Bovidae. The annotation marks the transcript as partial. The record is from RefSeq and is a predicted model, not a curated record.